UCAUACUUUAUUAUGUAUUUCUUAAAGAGCAACAUAUUAUAUACGGAGAACUUGUGCUUCAACUGUAUUUUGUCACACAGUACAUUUCUCUUCGUUUUCCUCUCUUGCUCUUGAGGUUUGCAUCUAUGGCGCAGCAAGAAAAAUUCCUCAAUGCUCAAUCGAAGAAACCGUCAGCUUCAUCGCCCCCACUUCCUUGGAGAACUCGUAUUGCACUAUCUGUCAUCUCCACCUUUACCGAUUAUUCUCGCCGUCAAAACGGCACUGUCAACCGCCGCCUCCUCGGUUUCUUCACCCUCAAAACUCCGGCCAAUCCCGAUCCAGUUAACGGUGUUAAGUCCUCCGACGUCACCGUCGAUCCUUCCCGCCAUCUCUGGUUCCGUCUCUUCGUUCCCACCACCGAUGAAUCCCUGAAAAUGAGUACACUUCCGAUCAUCGUCUUCUUCCACGGCGGAGGGUUUGUGUACCUCAGCGCGGAUGGGAUGGCGUACGACGCCGUUUGCCGCCGUUUUGCCAGGAAAAUCCCGGCCGUCGUUGUCUCCGUUAACUAUCGUCUGGCGCCGGAAUACCGGUAUCCUGCGCAGUACGACGAUGGAUUUGAUGUGCUGAAGUUCCUUGACGACGAGAAGAACCGGGGGAUCUUACCGGGAAACGUGAAUCUAUCAUGCUGCUUCGUCGCCGGAGAUAGUGCCGGAGGGAACCUCGCUCAUCACAUGGCUAAAAGAGCGUCGGAAUCAACGUCCACCUUCAAAACACUCAAGGUAAUUGGACUGGUGGCCAUACAACCAUUUUUCGGAGGUGAGGAACGAACUGAAGCAGAAGCAAGACUAGCAAAGAUUGACCCAUUGAUAUCAGUGACUCGAACGGACUGGACAUGGAAGGCAUUCCUGCCACCAGGUGAAGGGAUGGACCGGGACCACGAGGCUAUCAAUGUUAGCGGCCCAAGGGCCGCUGACAUAUCAAAGCUGGAUUUUCCGGCAACGGUGGUAGUUGUGGGUGGUUUUGAUUCCCUUCAAGAUUGGCAAAGGAGGUACUACGAGUGGUUAAAGAAGUCAGGCAAAGAAGUCUACAUGUUAGAGUAUCCAACCAUGGUGCAUGCUUUCUACAUUUUCCCAGAGCUACCUGAAUCUACACACUUAAUUUCUGAGAUUAAGGACUUCAUUCAUAAGCAAUGCUCUAAGUUGUGAAGAAUUGAUGUGCCAUGAUAUAUUGUUUCUUCACCAAUCUGAAUAUCAAAUCAUGUGCAGUAAUUAUCGAGUUCUCAUGGAGCUAAACAAGAAGGGGAUAUAUAUUAUAUAUGAGAAUAUACAUGUUAUUGGUACUCUUAUUGUUGGCACUCAUAUUGUUAUGACAUUCUAGUUAAUUGUUGGUACUUCAUUUCCUCCAGACCCCCUACCCCCCUUACCCUCCUGGUCUGGAAAUUCAUAUGUUAUGUCUAUAUUCAACUUACUUUUGUUUUUUUUUCCCGGAAUAAUACAUAAUUACCCCUGGGAUUGUCUCGUUUUA
Molecule: messenger RNA, 1503 nt
Organism: Nicotiana attenuata
Lineage: Eukaryota; Viridiplantae; Streptophyta; Magnoliopsida; Solanales; Solanaceae
Product: probable carboxylesterase 18
Exons: 2
Coding region: 126-1184 (352 amino acids)
Molecular function (GO): hydrolase activity
Source: RefSeq, a predicted model, not a curated record